Molecule: messenger RNA, 4083 nt
Organism: Anastrepha ludens (Mexican fruit fly)
Lineage: Eukaryota; Metazoa; Arthropoda; Insecta; Diptera; Tephritidae
Gene: nAChRalpha3
Product: acetylcholine receptor subunit alpha-like
Exons: 9
Coding region: 176-2344 (722 amino acids)
Biological process (GO): signal transduction; chemical synaptic transmission; monoatomic ion transmembrane transport
Cellular component (GO): postsynaptic membrane; synapse; neuron projection
Molecular function (GO): transmembrane signaling receptor activity; acetylcholine-gated monoatomic cation-selective channel activity
Source: RefSeq, a predicted model, not a curated record
UUUGUUUUUCCUUUUAGGCAGCACAUCGAAUCCCGAUGCUAAGCGCCUCUACGACGAUCUCCUCAGCAACUAUAACAAAUUGGUGCGUCCCGUUGUCAAUGUGACUGACGCUCUAACUGUACGCAUCAAAUUGAAGCUAUCACAAUUGAUUGAUGUCAAUUUGAAAAAUCAAAUCAUGACAACCAAUUUGUGGGUGGAACAAACCUGGUACGAUUACAAACUCCAAUGGGAGCCGAAAGAGUAUGGUGGUGUUGAAAUGUUGCAUGUACCCUCGGAUCAUAUAUGGCGGCCGGAUAUUGUUUUAUAUAAUAACGCCGAUGGCAAUUUCGAAGUGACGUUGGCCACAAAAGCCACUCUCAACUAUACGGGGCGCGUCGAGUGGCGGCCACCGGCGAUUUACAAGAGCUCCUGCGAAAUCGAUGUCGAGUACUUCCCAUUCGACGAACAGACGUGUGUGAUGAAAUUCGGUAGUUGGACAUAUGAUGGUUUUCAGGUGGAUCUGCGACAUAUCGACGAGCUGAAUGGCACUAAUGUUGUUGAAGUUGGUGUUGAUUUAUCAGAAUUUUACACAUCAGUCGAAUGGGAUAUUUUAGAAGUUCCUGCAGUGCGCAAUGAGAAAUUCUACACGUGUUGCGAUGAACCCUACCUGGACAUAACAUUCAAUAUCACAAUGCGCCGUAAGACGCUCUUCUAUACGGUCAAUCUCAUCAUACCCUGCAUGGGUAUUAGUUUUUUAACCAUAUUAGUUUUUUAUCUGCCAUCGGACAGCGGCGAAAAGGUCUCAUUAAGCAUAUCCAUUUUACUGUCACUAACUGUGUUCUUCUUGCUGUUGGCUGAAAUCAUUCCACCAACGUCAUUAGUUGUGCCGUUAUUAGGGAAAUUUGUGCUCUUCACAAUGAUACUGGACACGUUCAGUAUAUGUGUCACGGUGGUGGUGCUCAAUAUACAUUUCCGUUCGCCACAGACACACACAAUGGCGCCCUGGGUGCGAACGGUGUUCAUCAAUCAACUGCCUCGCUUUCUGGUCAUGCGACGACCACUGUAUCCCAUUAGUGAGAUGAUCAAAUCAUCGCGUCGCUUGAUGGUUCGCACCUGCAAUGGAUUUGAGUUGGGCGACCAAAUACCACCGGUACCACCGCCAGCGGCCUUGUCGAGAAUGCAUCACAGCCCAAAGACGACGUCGCGCAGUACCUCACCACAUCUGCAACAUCGCGUGCAGAGUCUCAAUCUACUGGACGACUCGACGAUUGGUGGCCUGGGUCUUUCUUCCACCGGCAAUGCCUCAGCAGCUGGCCAGUUUUCCACACUCUACCCCUCCAAUAUCUCGACUGUGAAUCAACAGACAUCGACCACAUCAUCACUCGUGGACGCACAACAUCAUAGUCAAUAUCAGCAGACUGGCGGUUCACUGCUCGAUCAUCCGCUAACGCCAACAAAAUUCCGCCAACAAAAGACUUCCACGUCAGUUCAGACGAAUGGCUUCGACGGACCAUCCACCUCACAGUUCGGACGCCUGCACCAGCAACACCAACAACAACUGCCCAGCGGCGCCAUCUCAGCGUCCACUUCAACGCUGCAUCACGUACAUACGCAUUCGGUGGGCGUGGGUGUCGGCAUAGGUUUUGGCGUAGCCAGCACCUCCACACAUCAUUUGUAUCGCCAACAGUCAGCGUCAUCUGCACAAUUCUCGCCCGUCCCAGCUCCACUGCAUCCCCACCAGCAACAUCAAUCGACCACAACGUGCGAUCUGCUGGGUCGCAGCAAUGCGAAUGUGAUAAAGUCAACGACCACAGUGAACUCGGUGGCGACUGCUUCGACGCUCGCGGACUCCUGCUGCAGCGGCAUUCAAAUACAUCAGGGUAUGGGUGCAGGUGCCGCCUGCCAAUCGUCGGAGCAGCCGUAUCAACAUGCCGAGACCGGUGCCUGUGGACAAGGAGCGAUUGGUGGCACCCUGCCGCGUGAAAUACUGCCAGCGUGUCAACGAGAGGAGGGUCCGCAUUGUUGUCUGACGGGCGGUAGUGAAGGUUGCAAUGAAGGCAGCGGUCUGCGGCAUCGUUGGCAUGCCUGUCCCGAAUUGCUCAAAGCCAUGGAUGGCGUGAAUUAUAUAGCGGAGCAGACGCGCAAGGAGGAGGAGAGCACAAGGGUCAAAGAAGAUUGGAAGUACGUGGCCAUGGUAUUGGAUCGUCUAUUCUUAUGGUUAUUCACAAUAGCCGUUGUCGUUGGUACAGCCGGGAUAAUAUUGCAGGCGCCAACGUUAUACGAUACGCGCGUACCAAUCGAUAUUAAAUUGUCGGAAAUUGCAACGACAACAGCGAAACCGAGCAUUGCCAAACCUGUGUUAUAAAAACAAAUUGCAAAGAAAAAACAAAAGCAACAGCAAAACAAGGAAUAAUAAAACAACAAAGCUGAUAACAAAGCGAGUUAAAAAAAGUUAAAUAAAAAUUAGAGUUAAGAGAUAACAAAUGCUAUAAAAAACUUGUUAAAAGUAAAAAUAAAAGUUAAAAAAUAAAUAAAAAUAUAAAUGAAAAUGAUAAUAAAAAUUUAAAUAAAAUAAAAAUUAAAAUGGAAUAAAAGUAAAAAUAAAAGUAAAAAUAAAAGCUAAAAAACAUAAAAAUUUAAGUGCAACUGAGAAUGAAAAUGAAAAUAAAAGUAAAAAAAAAUCAAGUUAAAAUAAAAAUAAAACUGAAACUAAAUGUUAAAAUACAAGAAAAAACUUAAAUAAGAACAAAGAAAUACUAAUUGAAUAAUAAAGCAAAAGCGAAGCGCAGCAGCCAACUGGAGUAAAUAGCAUACAAAGAAUAACAGUAAAGUAUGGCGCGCAUUCCAGUAGAGGCGGGCCUGCAAUUACGAGACACACUACAACAGAAAUAGCAACUAAACACGUAAGUUAUUAUAAUAUUAUAAAUUACUACUACUAUUAAAACGAACUAACAACUACUAAAGUAAUGCAUACUAAUACCACUACUAAUAUUGUAAUAAUAAAUGAUAAGUAACGACUAUUGCUAAGUACGUUUGUUAGCAAUUGAAUAAAAGAGACAUUUAACGGGUUGCUGGAAGCAAUGAAGUAACAAUGUACAGAAUAGUUAAUGCCAAAUGAGAAACUUACGAGUAUAUUAAUGAUUAGUGCAUAAGCACAUAAGUACAUAAGUACAUAAGCACAUACGUAAAUAUUUAUGAGUUCAGUGAAUGGUGGCAAGAGCAUUGUAUCACAACUACUACCGCCGGCAUUAUUAUUAUGAAUCCCCAAAAUCACUACCUACUAUAUUAGUAAAUAUAAAAAAAAAUAUAAGAAAUAGCACAGCGGCAAUGAUUAACAGGAUGGCAGCUUUUGAAAUUCAAAUUCUCAAGCACUGCCCCAGGUGUGCACUAGGCGUAAUGUAUUGAAAUUGUUAUAUGUAUUGGUGUGUAAUUUAUUGUAACUAAUAACUAAGUCAUUUAUAGGUAGCAACUACAAAUACAAUACUGACAAGUUAACCGGCAUGCGUGUGGGAUUUGGUAGUAGGGAUGCCAAUAUUAGCGAUGUAAGUUGUCAAUCGGAUUGGUCCCGAGAUUUCGUUUUCUUUAAUUCAACAAGAAUUUAAAUGUCAAAUAUUAUUUACCGGAAUUGAAAAACUGUAAUUAGAACGUAAAGUUUCUAAAGAAAAGUUAAGUUUCGAUAAGCGGAAAGCUAUUAGGUGCGCAACUAAGUUCUCACUGCUUUUUUUUAUGAAAAUACAACUUUAUUCUGAACAAAUGGUUACAGUGAAUCAUUGAAAGUAUUGCCCAUCGCUGACUACUACUUUUUCCCAUCUUUCUGGUAGAUCUCGUAUACCGUCGCGGUAAAACUGUUCAUCUUUUGAGGCUAUCCACGGAUCAAGCCAUUUUUUGAUGUCUUCAUAUGAAUAGAACUGCCAUCGACCACCAGUCAACCAAGAAGGUCACUAAUUAAAAUAAAAAAAUGUAUAAAUAAAUUUAUUGACUUAUUAUCAACUCUUACAAUUGUUUUGGGUGAUUUUAUAUAGUGGCCCACUUUACCCGAAUACCCGGGGUCACAUUAACCACUAUUUUUCUUUUCAUCAACUUUUAAAGUGGUUUCAGUUUUUC